Molecule: messenger RNA, 2480 nt
Organism: Pipistrellus kuhlii (Kuhl's pipistrelle)
Lineage: Eukaryota; Metazoa; Chordata; Mammalia; Chiroptera; Vespertilionidae
Gene: CPXM1
Product: carboxypeptidase X, M14 family member 1
Exons: 14
Coding region: 130-2364 (744 amino acids)
Biological process (GO): proteolysis
Molecular function (GO): metallocarboxypeptidase activity; zinc ion binding
Source: RefSeq, a predicted model, not a curated record
UCCGGAGGCCCCGGGGGCGUUGGCGGCGGCAGGAAGGGGCGGGGGGCUCCGGAGCCGCGGGCAGGAAAGGACCAGCCCACCGGCCGCCGACAGCCGCGGUCCGGAGCCUCCGCGCCUCUGGCCUCCGCCAUGUGGGGUCUCCUGCUCACCUUGGCCACCGUCGCGCCUGCCGUCCGCCAGGGUCAGGGGGCGCCCGGUGCCUCCGAGCUGGGCCUCGGGCCACCCAGGACCACCGAGGCCCCGGUCUCCCCCUCCGCCCUGCCCGGCAGCCCGGCACCGCCGCCCGCGGGGAAGAAGAACGGCGGCUCCCCCGCGGGGCCCGCCUCUCCCACAGGGACCUCACAGCAGCGUGUCCGCGUCCGUGUCAUCAAGAAGAAGAAGGUCAUUGUGAAGAGACGGAAGAAGUUAACUAGCCCCGGCCCCCUGGUGACCGCCAGGCCCCCGGUGACCACUAGCCCUGCAGGGACCAUGGAUCUUCCUGAGGCGCGGGAACCAGGCUGUCCACCCUUGGGCUUGGAGUCCCUUCGAGUGUCAGAUAACCAGCUUGAGGCAUCCAGCAGCCAGUCUGUGGGCCUUGGACCACACCGAGGACGGCUCAAUAUCCAGUCAGGCCUAGAGGACGGUGACCUGUACGACGGGGCCUGGUGUGCCGAGGAGCAGGAUGCUGAGCCGUGGCUGCAGGUGGAUGCCAGGCACCCUGUCCGCUUCUCAGGCAUUAUCACCCAGGGCAGGAACUCCAUCUGGAGGUACGACUGGGUCACCUCCUACAAGGUCCAGUUCAGCAACGACAGCCGGACCUGGUGGGGGAGCAGGAACCACAGCAGCGGGAUGGAUGCGGUGUUUCCUGCCAAUUCGGACCAGGAGUCGCCGGUGCUGAACCUCCUGCCCGAGCCCCAGGUGGCCCGCUUUAUCCGCCUGCUGCCCCGGAGCUGGCUCCAGGGCGGCGCGUCCUGCCUCCGGGCUGAGAUCCUGGCCUGCCCGGUUCCAGCAGAUCCCAGUGAGCCAUUCCCUGAGACCCCUGCACUGGCAUCGUCCGAUCCUCUGGAUUUCCGGCAUCACAAUUACAAGGCCAUGAGGAAGCUGAUGAAGCAGGUGAACGAGCAAUGCCCCAACAUCACCCGCGUCUACAGCAUCGGGAAGAGCUACCAGGGCCUGAAGCUGUAUGUGAUGGAGAUGUCGGACCAUCCCGGGGAGCACGAGCUGGGGGAGCCCGAGGUGCGGUACGUGGCCGGUAUGCACGGGAACGAGGCCCUGGGGCGGGAGCUGCUCCUGCUCCUGAUGCAGUUCCUGUGCCACGAGUUCCUGCGGGGGAACCCGCGGGUGACCCGGCUGCUCACGGAGACGCGCAUCCACCUGCUGCCCUCCAUGAACCCUGACGGCUACGAGACUGCCUUCCGCCGGGGUUCGGAGCUGGUGGGCUGGGCAGAGGGCCGCUGGACCCAGCAGGGCAUCGACCUUAACCAUAAUUUUGCUGACCUCAACACACCGCUGUGGGAAGCAGAGGACGACGGGUUGAUGCCCGACACUGUCCCCAACCACCACCUGCCCAUGCCCGCGUAUUACACCCUGCCCAAUGCCACUGUGGCUCCUGAGACUCGGGCCGUGAUCGAGUGGAUGGAGCGGAUCCCCUUCGUGCUGAGUGCCAACCUCCACGGGGGCGAGCUGGUGGUGUCCUACCCGUUCGACAUGACCCGGACCCCGUGGGCCGCCCGCGAACUCACCCCGACCCCGGACGAUCCCGUGUUUCGCUGGCUCAGCACCGUCUAUGCUGGCACUAACUGGGCCAUGCAGGACCCGGAUCGCCGACCGUGCCACAACCAGGACUUCUCCUUACAUGGCAACAUCAUCAACGGGGCUGACUGGCACACGGUCCCUGGGAGCAUGAAUGACUUCAGCUACCUCCACACCAACUGCUUCGAGGUCACGGUGGAACUGUCGUGCGACAAGUUCCCUCACGAGAACGAGCUGCCCCAGGAGUGGGAGAACAACAAGGAGGCCCUCCUCACCUACCUGGAGCAGGUGCGCAUGGGCAUUGCGGGAUUUGUGCGGGACAAGGACACGGAGCUGGGGAUCGCUGAUGCUGUCAUCGCCGUGGACGGGAUUAACCACGAUGUGACAACGGCGUGGGGCGGAGAUUACUGGCGCCUGCUGACCCCGGGGGACUAUAUGGUGACGGCCAGUGCUGAAGGCUACCACUCCGUGACCCGGAGCUGCCGGGUCACCUUCGAAGAGGGCCCUGUCCCCUGCAAUUUCCACCUGACCAAGACCCCCAAACAGAGACUGCGAGAGCUGCUGGCAGCCGGGGCGAAGGUGCCCCCAGACCUCCGGAGGCGCCUGGAGAGGCUGAGGAGGCGGAAGGAUUAGCACUGCGGCCCGCUGCAGAGCCCUGGGCAGGCUGGCCCUGUCCGGAACUGAAGGAGGGGGACAGAGAGUGGGGAGGGAGGGACAAAGUGGGGCAAGGUGCUAGGGCUCAUUAAAGC